Molecule: messenger RNA, 450 nt
Organism: Adineta ricciae
Lineage: Eukaryota; Metazoa; Rotifera; Eurotatoria; Adinetida; Adinetidae
Source: the annotation of a GenBank genome assembly
AUGGAGCUGAUUGACAUUGACAUUACAUCUUCUAAUUCAGUUGAAGUUUCUCCAUCUCGUACACAAAAAAAUCAACAUUUCACAACGACAUCAAUUGAACAUCUAUUAAAACGAAAAGACAGUCGAAAAGAAUUUAUUAUUGUUGAGAAUAAUCAAAAGAAGAAGACGUCUACAGCAUGGUCACAAUUCGAUUUUCCAGCACGUUUAACAGAAGAUGGUACAUAUAAUCGUUUACUUGGAUUUGCUAGUUGUUUUCAAUGCAAAUCGACAUAUACAUUUCAACCAGAUAGAAGUGGUAGUACUCACACCGCCACCCACAUCCUCAAGAUUGAAUGGAAUGCAACAUAUGACUUCUAUUUUUUCGAAGUGUUACCAUUCUUACUAAUUAGCGAUCAUAAAUCAAAUAUCAACAGGUCCUACCAUUUCAUCAAUACCAACAACCACAGUUGA